AUGGAGGAAGGCAUCGUCUCCGGAUUGCCCUCCGAACCACCACCACUCCCCUACUCGUUACAUACUCGCAAAAAGGCGAUCGCUAUCUUUUGGACAAUCUUCGUUAUCGAUACUUUGGGUCAGCCGCUGAUCCUCUACUGGACAUUAUGGUACUGCACCAAUCUUUCACAUAACUUGGUCUUUUCCAUUGUCACCGCGUGUUUGGGUGGUGUCUCCGUUUUCGAAUACUUCUACCGGUUAUACAACCUGUUUCGCAAGAGUUCGCGCGCCCGACCUCUAAAUGCAAAGAGUUCAUGGCUGGACUUUUUCCAUAUCAACUUCACCAUCGUGUGGCUCAUUCUAGCCGUUGAGCUCAUUGUUGGAACCGUACCUACCGAACCCUAUGUGCGCCUCGUCGCCAUGGUUCUCCCGACCGUCAUGUUCUACUUCGGCUUCGUCCACCUUACCCUCGAUGUCCUCCGCAUGAUGGGAUACAAAGCGCCCUUCCGAAUCUCGUCUACCCCGAAAGGGUCCGUGAUGCCGACGGCACUGUAUGCGCUGAUCGAAGAUGUGGUGGCGGUCGAUGGAGGCGGUGGCCAAAUAUAUCGAUAUGCGUUACGAACCCGAUACCUAUCGAGUCCAUACUUCCGACGAAUGCUUUUCGAAAUGAAUUGUUUCUGGAGCGGCGGGUCGAUCAUCUUCGCCGCGGUCAUCACCGCCAUCAUUUUCACUGUCUCGGAACCCGUUGCAUUCACCCUGGGCUGGACCCUACCAUUUGCUUGGGCCGGCGUAUGGACAUUGAUCACUAUCCCAUGGGUUCAAAGUGACCUACGUCGAGAGAAGAAAGCCUGGGCCGAGAAUCGCGGACAGGGCGGAAUUCCAUAUGUCGAUGAUAUUACUGCGCCCACCGCACGCACCCGUUUCGCAUCGGUCCAAGAAUCUUUACCCAAUCUUCUACCCUGGGUCCGAGACAAACAGGCUCCACCGUCAGCGCCAUUCGCCGAGGGUGCUGUGGGCACUGCCCCUAAGGCCGAUAGCCUGCCCGACAGCACUCCAGAUACCACCCCGGCGGCCAAUUCACCUGGCCCUGCGAGCACCACACUCGAUGGUCGAGACGAGAAAAUCCGCCAUUCCACAGAAACACCAGACGGCGCUGCAACGGAACCGGUCAACGCCUCAUCCACGGAUGAAAAGAAAUAA
Molecule: messenger RNA, 1179 nt
Organism: Penicillium cataractarum
Lineage: Eukaryota; Fungi; Ascomycota; Eurotiomycetes; Eurotiales; Aspergillaceae
Exons: 6
Coding region: 1-1179 (392 amino acids)
Source: RefSeq, a predicted model, not a curated record